CCUCUUGCUACCACAUCGAGGCUCCCUGCCUAUCUCGCCGCUCCUGUCUGUCGCAUUUCCUCAAGAGCCAGACGACGGGGUCUCGAAGGGUCGAAGGUUCUGCCCUGAAAGCCACGACCUCAACCUUCGAAGCCCCUUCAGAUUUUCAACAAUAUCUACGAAACAACAUUUCUGACUAAACAUACCGCUAACCAGGAGCACAUCGGCCGGAGGACAAGAUAUUCGCCUCCCGUUUGGCAAGAAAAUCGCUGGGAAAAAAUUGCGAGGCACAAAGCGCGGGUCAUCAGGAGUCCCAGUACGUGUGUGUGCAUAAGAGAGACAAAGACAGGCUGUGUGUGUUUUGAGAGUGUGUGUGUGAGCUCUGAAGCAUGCCAGGGUGCUGGAAGGGUCCUGUCUAACCUGGUGAGGAGCCGAGGUGUCCGUGUCCCAUGCCCGAGCGGCCAGAGCAGCCAUGGCACACAGGAACCCCCCCUCGCAGGGAGGCAAGGUGACUGUAGCAGUGGAUGAGUACAGCUCCAACCCCACGCAGGCAUUCACUCACUACAACAUCAACCAGAGCAGGUUCCAGCCCCCGCACGUCCACAUGGUGGAGCCCAUUCCCUACGACGCCCCCAAGCCCUCUGGUCACACUCGCUUCGUGUGCGUGUCGGACACGCACUCGCGGACGGAUGGCAUGCAGAUGCCCUAUGGAGACGUUCUCUUGCACACUGGAGACUUCACCGAGCUGGGACUGCCCUCGGAGGUGAAGAAGUUCAACGACUGGCUAGGAAGUCUGCCGUAUGAGUUCAAGGUGGUGAUAGCAGGGAACCACGAGCUGACGUUUGAUAAGGAUUUCAUGUCGGAGCUGGUGAAGCAGGAUUACUACCGGUUCCCCUCUGUGUCCAAGCUGCGUCCAGAGGACUUUGAUGAUGUCCAGGCGCUCCUCACCAACUGCAUCUACCUCCAGGACUCAGAGGUCACCGUCAAGGGGUUCCGGAUCUAUGGCUCGCCAUGGACGCCGUGGUUCAACGGCUGGGGCUUCAACCUGUCUCGAGGCCAGUCUCUGCUGGACAAGUGGAACCAAGUUCCAGAGGACAUCGACAUCCUUAUGACCCAUGGGCCUCCUCUUGGGUUCAGGGACUGGGUCCCUAAGGAGCUGCAGAGGGUGGGCUGCGUGGAGCUGCUGAACACGGUGCAGCACAGAGUCCAGCCCAAACUCCACGCCUUCGGAGGGAUACAUGAAGGGUAUGGCAUUAUGACGGACGGAUGCACAACCUUCAUCAACUCCUCAACCUGUACAGUCAGCUACCAGCCUACCAACCCCCCCAUUGUGUUCGACCUGCCCAACCCCUAGCCUCAACACGGCGCACCAAACCAGCAUUUUUAUAUCAGAUGAAGACUUGUACUCAAUGGUAUAUCUACAAGAUAUUUGUCUUUUUUUGUAAACCUGCUUGUAAGAUACAUGCAUGAUAAUACUGGUCUGUGGAGGUUAUGCUGAUUGACGAUCGGAGCUUUGUGAAUAUUACAGCUGUUUCAGUAAUGCUUGGUUUUACAGUCUUCUCCAACCAUGUAUUUACUCAGGAAUGAUAUCGAGGAAUGGUAAUUUGUCAGACGAUGGCACAGAUACAAUUUUGGUUUCUUUGCAAUUUGUAAAAAAUGUUUUACCUAGUAGUUGAAUUGACCAAUGUAAAAAGCAAAUGACUGAGUAAAUACUUGGUAAGUGCCAGCUGAAAUCAGGCUGCCAAACAAGGGGUUAACUAUAUUUCCACUUUGUUAGCAUUGCCAGGUCCAUUUGAUGUACCCUUAUAAUCAUCAUCCCUUCUGCCAGGUGCUAUAGCUUGGUCUACCAGCAGGGAUGCUGUUCUGGCGUGGUGCCUCCAGCUCACACCAUUAUUAAGCUGUCUUAUAAAGACAUGGUACUUGCAGUAUAAGCUGUUAGUUAGACUGGUAGGCAGCUACUCUGCCUGGGAAAGGUACUCUCAUCAGACAUGCCUCACCUCAUACAAGCCUGUAUGUCGAUAAUAGAACAUGCAUCUGGCCAUUAACUUCUAAGUUAUUGAGUUAUAAUUUUGUAAUGUUGCACCUGACCAAUCUUCUCAGAUCUAGAAGCCAGCGAAGCCAUGCUUGAAGGGUUGUCUCUCAACGUUAAUACUAAAUCAGAUUAUAGCAUUUAACUUUGUUUUCAGAUUUGAUAUCUGUGUUCAACUAACACCAGCUGACUUGUAUGUUGAAUACUUGUCCAAGCACGGUUGGAAAACUCUCUAAAUUUUCUUUUAUUGAUUUGUUUCUUCCCAAGUUAUUGCACUGUGUGAAAAAGCAAUCUUGCUAGCACAAAAAAAGAAGUUGCCAUUGGUCGUCCUCUCUGUCAUUGUAAAUGCCUGUUUAGUUUCCUGGUUUUUGAAACAUCUUUUUUUAUUGUGAUGAAUUUAGUUGACUUUAUAUGCAAAUAAAAUUGCAAGAUUUUUACUGAUUGAA
This is a messenger RNA of Hypomesus transpacificus, 2454 nucleotides long. RefSeq names its product metallophosphoesterase domain containing 2b (gene mpped2). NCBI's taxonomy places the organism in Eukaryota, Metazoa, Chordata, Actinopteri, Osmeriformes, Osmeridae. The record is from RefSeq and is a predicted model, not a curated record. The coding region runs from base 452 to 1333 and encodes 293 amino acids. Gene Ontology annotation, molecular function: hydrolase activity. The transcript is spliced from 7 exons.